Molecule: messenger RNA, 5813 nt
Organism: Emys orbicularis (European pond turtle)
Lineage: Eukaryota; Metazoa; Chordata; Testudines; Emydidae
Gene: BRCA1
Product: BRCA1 DNA repair associated
Exons: 23
Coding region: 105-5813 (1902 amino acids)
Biological process (GO): positive regulation of transcription by RNA polymerase II; dosage compensation by inactivation of X chromosome; double-strand break repair via homologous recombination
Cellular component (GO): BRCA1-A complex; plasma membrane; nucleus
Molecular function (GO): ubiquitin-protein transferase activity; DNA binding; zinc ion binding
Source: RefSeq, a predicted model, not a curated record
UCAUUCUGCAGACGUAUGAUGUGCAUUGCCACUUGCUCAGCUACAGACGACCUAUACUGGAAUCAUCAGCAAACUGCAAUAAAGAUUGUGUUUGGAAUUGAGGAAUGGACUCGUCUGUGGCUGCCAUUGGAGAUGUGCAAAAUGUGCUUUUGGCUAUGCAGAAGAACUUGGAGUGCCCAAUAUGUUUGGAGUUGAUAAAAGAGCCAGUCUCAACAAAAUGUGACCAUAUAUUCUGCAGAUUCUGUAUGUUUAAACUUCUCAGCAAAAAGAAAAAAGGCCCAGCUCAGUGUCCACUGUGUAAGACUGAGGUUACCAAAAGAAGUCUUCAGGAAAAUCCAAGAUUUAAGCAGCUAAUUGAAGGGCUACUGGAAACUAUCCAUGCUUUUGAACUUGACACUGGAAUCAAGUUUUUAAACAGUCAGGAUUUUUCUAAAAAACCUCUAGAAACCAAUUCUGCUGAGCUCCUGUGGAAGGAAGGUUCCAUUAUCCAAAGUAAGGGCUACAGAAACAGACAAAAAAGAAUUCAAGAACAAGAAAAUCCUACCUUGGAAGCUAAUGCUGGUGCCCAGGUUGCAGACAACAUGGUCAGGAGGAGUUCCCUCAGAAACAAAAGGCAGAAAUGUGAAUCUGGUAAAGCAGUGUACAUCGAAUUUGGAUCUGAUUCUUCUGAAGAUCUUUUUAAAAAAGCAGGUGGUGGUGGAAUGGGAGAUAAAGGAUUUCAGACUCCACCUCAAAAAGGAGAGUGUGAGGAAGAACUAAAGUAUGCUGAGAAGGAAAGUGAAAGUCCAUACAACAUGUGGCCUAUCAAGUCAGAUGCAGGAGAAAUACUCUCGUCAGAUAUCUUAGGUGAAUGUGGUGUCUCAGAGGAAGACAGCAAAGGCACUGGGAACGGCAUCGAAGACUUAGAGGCUGCUCAAGUGAAUGUGGCUGAGGGUCAUUUAAAGGAGAGCCAGGGCAUUUCUGCUUCAAACUCACAGGCAGAGCAGUGUGACAGAACAGCCAACUCCAGCUCUUUACUGAACGAGGACACAAGUUUAUUCCACAGUGCAGAAGAAAUGGAUGUUGGGGAAACUCCAUUCAGUAGUAAAAACAAAGAGUCUGGCUUAGCACACAGCUCAGAAAACCAAUUAGAUAAAAGCAAGAAGACCGGUAAUGGUGUCCAGCAUACAGAAGCUGUAGAAACAUGUCAACCUGAGAGUAACUCCCUGCAUGAAAGGGAACCUGCUUCGGAGAGUCUGUUGCAGCUCAAGACUCUUCACGGCAAUCCUUUGAGUCAAGUUUCUGGGAAAAGACUGAAGAGAAGCAUUCAAAAAGUCAACGAGUGGUUUUCUAAAAGCAAUGAGAUGCUCUCUUCUAGUUCCUCCCAGGAUGCUCCUGCUGGGGCAGCUGACACAGAAGAUGGAGAUUCAUAUUUAUCAGAUAGAGAGUCCUGUAUUUCAGAGAAGACUGACCUGAUGGUAAACUGCAUGGAAGUUGUGGUGGGAUGUGAAAAUGAUAGGAGUUUGUCAAAAUCAAUUGUGCAUAACAUUGAAGAUAAAAUAUUUGGGAAAACUUAUAAAAGAGAGAGGAAGUCAAACCCCCUAGUCCACCCGAGAGAGAUGCCACGGAGUCCAAAAGUGGAAGAUGUUACUACUGAUGUGAAACCCUCAAAUAAUUCCGGAACAAGUAAAUUAAAACGGAAAAGAAAGACUGCCUCUGAUCUGCAACCUGUGGACUUCAUCAAGAAGAGAGAUGAAAAGGAUCUAAAGAAGCACUCUGAGGGUGUUAAUCAGUGCCCUGUUAGUAGAAAUACUGAAAGGAAAAAAGGUGAAGGUUCCACUGUUGUUAAUGGGAGUCCCAUGGGUGUGAAAAAUGGGGACACUAUACCAGCAGAACUUCCCCUCCAAGAGGGGAAAUCCAUAUUGAAAAAUGAUACUGAGAAAGUAACUUGCAACAGCACUGAUGGAGAGCCAGCACAGAAUACCUGUGACCGAAAGAGUACUAAAAAAAUGAGAAGCUCACAAACAAAAAGAAGCAGACAUUCAAGUAGGCCCGUGUGUGCUCUGCAGCUUGUAGUGGAUAGAAACUCAAGUUGCCCUGAUCAGACUGAGCUGCAGAUUGAUAGUUACCCAAGCAGUGAAGAGCCAAGAAAAGUUGAUUCAGAAAAGAAACGCGUCAGACGCAGCAGGAGGCUUCAGUUACUGUCUGAAAAAAUGACAAAAGAAACCAGGAGAAGAGGUGAGCCAAAUGAGGGAGCAAGAAAGCAUGCCAGUGAAAGCAAAGAUUCCUCCUCUGGAUUACAGAGGAAUGUAUUGGUCCAUGUCCCUGAAUGCAAAGGCCCUGAUGAGCAGCAGGAUGUACUGAACCAUACCACACGUCUGUCAGACACUGAUCUGAAGGGCAAUGACUUGCAAGCAGAUAAAACACACCCUAAUCCUGAAAAUUGUUCUGACGGUAUGCAAACUGGAAAGGGCCUCUUGUAUGUCGAAAUAUCAGUGGAGGAUUUAAAUGCUUGUUCUGUUGUGCCUGAUACAGAUUCUCAAGUUAGCGAAAAUCAAGGCAGCCAUUCACUCCUGCAGCCUCAUUCCACAAAUGUGGAUCAAGCUGCCUGCCCAGUGCAGAAUUUGUCUGAGAAUAAUCAGUGUGCUGCCAUCGAGCCUAAAAAGAAAGAGUUGUGUGCGUGUUCACCCAAGACCAAUAGACAUUGCACAGAAAAUGACUUGGAAAGGUUCAGAAACCCAAAGUCAUAUGAAGCUAAAAUCAUUUCAGAGUUGAACACAGAAACUGAAGACAGUGAGCUAGAUACACAGUACCUCCGAAAUAUGUUCAGACAUUCAAAAAGACUGUCAUUUACCCUUCAUCCUAGUCCAGUGAAGGAAUCAGUGACAGAAAGCACUGCUUCUGAAACUCUAAGGAAAUCAGGCGCUAGCUGUGUAGAAUAUAGGCAUAACAAUAGAGACUUAAAAAAUGAACCUCCAUAUGUUAAAAAAACAGUGGGCCUGGAUGAGGUUUGCGAGAGAGAAGAGCCUAAAACGUGUGAAUCUGCUAAAGGUAUUUCUGGGCAUAGUCCAGGAACUCACUUUUCCAGGGACACCGACUAUGGACAUGUUAGUGACGAUGGCAAGACUAUUUCACAAAUUCCAGAUCAAGUGCAAUUACUCUCCCCACCAAGAGCAGCCACAGCCAAGAUUAAGAGUAGGGGCAGACUGCAAAAACGAAGACAACCAAAGGAAAAGAGAAUUUCACCUGAAACGGUGAUAGAAAGUCAAUUAAGUCAGAACCUAAACAAAAGUAAUGGAAGCCUAGGUGACCGGAGUAAUAGAGAAGAGCGAAUUUUCCAAAUAACUGAUUUAAGCACAAUUAAUGAAACAGGAAGCAAUCAAGGAGUAAAAGCUGAAGAAGCUGAAAACAAAGGGCCGGUAUUAAAUUUACAGCCCAAACCAGUGCUGGUAUAUCCUGUAGUUUGUCAACAAAGCCCUGCUGAAUUUAGCUGCAAAGUAAUUGAAAAGAACAGUUAUGAAGGGGAAUGCAAACAAGUAAAGAGUGAUGAAGAACAAGUAUCCCAAAUUGCCAGCGUAGGUGUGCCUGAGUGCUUAAUUUCAGAGGAGGCUCUGGAACAAUCCACUGAAGAUACUAGUGGUUUUCCAUUGCUGUCUGAGACCCCUGAUGGCUUAUUGUGCUCUGCUGGUGACGUUAAAGAGAACAUAAGCAUUUGUGAAAUCGAUAGGAAAGAAAUUUCUGCUGUAUUUGUUAAAAAAGGUCAGAAUGCCUCGUUAAGAGAACUGGACAGUGGCAGCAGUAGUUCGAAGUCUAGGUCUCAAAACUUUGUUCGGGAACCCAGAAGACCGGCCUGGAAAUUGCAGUCCUCCGAGGAGGAUUCUAGUGAAGAUGAAGAACUACCAUGCUUUCAGGCAUUAAUAUUUGGCAAAUCAGCAAGCACACCAUUGCAGCCUACAGAACAGAUCAUGUCUACGGUAGGGUCUUCAUCCCCGGCAGAGAUUCUAGCAUUGCUGAACAGUAGCAGUGGCAAUAAUAAAGCUGUACAGAAAACGCCUGGAGUCAUCUCGAGAGAUACAUGUGUUUCUCCAAGCCAAGAGUCAGAAUGCUCAGUUAACUUAUUUUCUUCCCAGUCCAACAUGUCAGAAGAUUCAACCAAUAGACCACAAGAGUUGAAGAAGCCCAUAACAUUUGCUCCUUGUUCCAAAGAAAUGAGCAGUUUCAAUGGAAGCAGAGAAGCUAGUCCAAAUGGUAAUGAAGAGCUGACAGGAAGAAAAACUGAUUUGGAAGAUGGACACCAACGAGACCAGAAUGUGCAACCAAAUUUAGGUGAAGCAUCCGGAUAUGACAGUGAAGCCAGUCACCCAGGAGAUUCUUCUGGGCUGUCCUCCCAGGGUGAGAUCCUUACCACACAGCAGAAGGAUGCCAUGCAAAACAACUUAAAAAAACUUCAACAGGAAAUGGCUGUGCUUGAGGCUGUGCUGGAAGAGCAUGGAAGCCAGGGCUUUGAAUUCCCACCCCCACCCUGUGAACUGCCUCAUACCAGAGUGGAAGAGAGACUCACAGUGGGACAGAUGAGACCAGCUAGAGGAACAGCAUUAAUUUCAGAAGUAAAUCUUGAAAAUCACAAAAUCAGCAGUUCAAAGGGACUUUCAUCUGAUGGGUUCCAUGUAAUGCCAAGUGAUCAUUCCAACAUAAACAAUAAAGAGCUAGAAGAAGAAGGUUCGAGGUCGCCUGCUUUACAGCUUUCCCAUCCUAAAUCCCAUCUAUUAAAAAAAGAAGCUCUGGAGCAAGGUCACUGGUGCCCGAGCCUUUGGAAAGCCAGAACUCACUCUCAGGAGGGAACAUUUCAGCGGGUUGGUGUGGCAGUGCUGUUGGAAGAAGAGGCAAUGAAACAAAGUAAUCAGUAUAGAAUUGAACCAGAAAAUGCAGCUGAGCAGGAAUUUGGAACAAAGAUAAACAGUGCAGCUGUUCCGUGUGAGAAUGUGAGGAGGACUCCAAACAGCUCUCCCUUGAAAUUUUCUGAAAGACUUACCCACUGUCAAACUGCAGAAUCAACUAAUAGUGUAGCCGUAUCGUGGAAUGUUGUUAAUGGGAAGAGUACUCAGGGAUGUAAGCAGGAGAGAAGGGCAUUUUCCUCUGCAUCUGCUCUGCACACUGGAGUUGUAAAAGAAAAUGCCAAAAGCCCAGUUGUGACCUGUGGAAGACAAAUGUCAAUUGUGGCAUCAGGUCUGAACCAGAGUGAGCUUUUACUGGUGCAGAAGUUUGCCAGGAAAACCCAGAGCACUUUAUCUAAUCAAAUUACUGAAGGAACAACCCAUGUCAUAAUGAAAACAGAUAUGGAGCUAGUGUGUGAGCGGACACUGAAGUACUUUCUGGGCAUUGCAGGAAGAAAAUGGGUAGUUAGCUAUGAAUGGAUUGUUCAGUCUUUUAAGGAAGGAAGGAUACUUGAUGAGUACGACUUUGAAGUGAGAGGAGACGUGAUCAAUGGGAGAAACCACCAAGGCCCUAAGAAAGCUAGACGAUCCCAGGCUGGAAAGCUCUUCAAAGACUUUGAGAUCUGUUGCUAUGGACCUUUCACCGAUAUGCGCACAGGUGAUCUAGAAUGGAUGGCGGAGCUUUGUGGCGCCUCAGUGGUGAAGCAGCCUCAUCUGUUCACCCACAAAGCUAACUCUACUGCUGUAAUAGUUGUACAGCCUGAUGCUUGGCUCGAAAACGCAGGGUACAGAGCAAUCCAACAGAAGUGUACUGCCGUGGUGACCCGAGAGUGGGUUUUAGACAGCGUUGCAUGCUAUGAGUGCCAGGAGUUUGAUACCUACCUUGUCUCCCAGUCAUGA